Messenger RNA from Anneissia japonica, 855 nucleotides. RefSeq names its product bcl-2-related protein A1-like. Gene Ontology annotation, biological process: intrinsic apoptotic signaling pathway in response to DNA damage; extrinsic apoptotic signaling pathway in absence of ligand; regulation of apoptotic process. NCBI's taxonomy places the organism in Eukaryota, Metazoa, Echinodermata, Crinoidea, Comatulida, Comatulidae. The record is from RefSeq and is a predicted model, not a curated record. Gene Ontology annotation, cellular component: mitochondrial outer membrane. Gene Ontology annotation, molecular function: protein homodimerization activity; protein heterodimerization activity. The transcript is spliced from 2 exons. Bases 26 to 553 code for a protein of 175 amino acids.
ACAUUUUGGUUUUUAGAGGAAAAACAUGAAGAUGGAAACUGAACGAAUUGCACGAGAAAUAAAUUCAGCGUUUGUGGCAUAUAAACUAGGCAAUGACAUGGAAUUUAUAGAGGAUAUGAAGAGUAAUUUUUUAAAAUAUUGCGAAAAGAUGUAUGAAAUGCACAAUGAACAUCUUUAUAAAUUAACUAGAGAAGUUUUGCUUGAUUCAAAUGAGAAUAUCGAGACGUUUUUCAAAGACAUUUUAACAGAAAUGUUGAGCGAUAAUAUCAUAAACUGGGGCCGUAUAAUUAUGGUUUUUGUGUUUGGAGCGAGGUUAGCUGUUUUAUGUAAAGAUAGAAAUAGAACUGAUUUGAUUGAUCAAGUAAUUCAGAAUGUAGACAAAUACGUGAAGACGGAAUUUUUGGAAUGGAUUAAUAUCCAAGGAGGUUGGAACAAUUUCGAUCAAUCGUAUACUCAACUCAAAACGAUAGCAGAAAUUCCUCUAAUGAAAGUUUCGUCAUGGAUAGCGUUAAGCCUAAUAGCAACUUUGUAUCUAUACAACACAUUCUGUUAAGGAUGAUAUGUGUGAAUUAUGUGUAUUUCGACACACACUUAUCUAGGAUGUUUCUUUUGCCAGCCGUCAAUUGGUGUAUAAAAUACCUACGGAACUUUGCUGGUGAAUUUUUCAAUAAAGGAGAAUCUGGUCCAGAGUCAGAAGAAAAUGGCAAUGGGAAAACUACACAGAAAUAUAUUUCGAUGUUCUUGUAGGACUAGAGCGAACCAGGUAAUCUGGAAUACUGGUAUUUGUUUUCAUGCAAAAUUUUAUCAAAUCAAAUAACGUUACCUUUUAUUCUACAGUGGGAAACGUUAUGCCAG